GUUUCACUAACCAGACAUAACUUCCAGAGGCAGAGGGAGAUGACGAAAACGAAACACAGAAGACACUCUUCCAAUGCCCACCAAAGUCCAUAUUCUUUGGAAGAAGGUAGAAGUGGACCACUAAACUCUUGGGAGAUGUCCAGAGAUGAAAUGAAUAGUGGAGAUUGAAGCUACCUGUGAUUAAUACUAUUCUAUCCUGAAUCUUUUAGAGAGCAAUCCUUAAUCUUUCUGGUUUCUGAUGAUCAGUAGAAUUCCCCUUCUGGAUUUUCUUCUCUUCCAACAUUUAUCUGAAAUGGGUUUCUUUUUGGUGGUCAGAAAAAGGGGAAUGUCAUCUUAAAUCUGAUUUGAUUGUUGUUGAAAGUUGGUUACAAGUGCAUUAAAUUUCAGUAGUAUUUUUUUUUUUUAAAUUAUCAAAGUUUCACAAAGAAGACUACAAAUGGGAAGCUCAUGUCCAUGCCAGAUGUGUGUGGUUGGUUUUGUUUUGGGGGUUUAUCUUGCAACAUUAUUUCUGGCUGCUCUCACUUUACUGGGCACCUUUGCUUUAGGUGGGAUUUCACUCUCUUCAUUUUCAAAUGGAAUCACUUCUUGGAACUCAAGUUCAGAUAUCAUCAAUAUGGUUACAGAGGGCGACUGCAAUCUUAAACCAAGAGAAAUAGAGAGGGUGACGUGUUCUCAGCAAACUCUCGACAGUAAAAUGGACGAGAGAGUGUCACUCUUGUACUCAGCUUGGAGUGGUUUACUCAAUGAAUCAAUGAAAGGCGAAGGUGAGUUGCUGCAAGGUGUUAGAUCUAAUGUGCCAAAAGCCCCUCACUUGGAGAAUUGCAAGCUGAGUGCACAAAUCAACAAGAAUCUUGAUAAGCAUGUUGAAAAUGAGAGUUUCCCUCCUUGGACGUUGUGGAAGGGAUUCUUAGAUACUUACCCAUCAUCGACAGCUAGUGAGCGGCUGAAGUAUGAAGGUGUUUAUCCUCCAUGGAUAAUGGGAUCUGAUGAAGAAAACUAUCCAUUCACUAGGAAAGUGCAGCGAGACAUAUGGAUUCAUCAGCAUCUUCUGAACUGCGAUGAUCCUAAUGUGAAGUUUCUUGUAGCUGACUGGGAGACACUGCCACGACUUGGUAUAGGAGCCCAGAUUGUCGCAAUGUGCGGAGUUCUUGCUAUUGCUAUCAAUGAAAAUAGGGUCCUUGUUACAAACUACUUUAAUCGGGCAGACCACGAUGGGUGUAGAGGGCCAUCACGUUCUAGUUGGUCUUGUUACUUCUUUCCAGAAACAUCCCAAGAAUGCCGAGACCGUGCAUUGCAGUUAAUGAGGGAAAAGGAAGCAUGGGAAAAAGGAACCAUAACAGGAAAAGACAACUAUACACAAUCACAAAUAUGGUUUGGAAAGGCUCCUAGGGCUUGGGGUGACCCUUGGAUUCAUUUACAGCCUACAACAGAUAUAAACGGAACACUGAUUGGUUCUCAUCGCGGAAUGGAUAAAAGGUGGUGGCGAGCCCAGGCAGUCCGCUACCUGAUGAGGUUUCAGACCGAGUAUACGUGCGACUUGCUAAAUGCUGAACGCCAUGCGGCCUUUGGACGGGAAGCUGCUAAAGUGGUUCUUGCAACACCCGCUAACGAAUGGCUGGAGGAAGUUAGAGAAGAACCUAAAUCUGACAUGGAGCCAUUCGUAGGGUCCAAUCACAAACCGUGGAUGCCUAGGCCAUUGCUAAGCAUACAUGUGAGGAUGGGCGAUAAGGCAAGCGAAAUGAAGGUAGUUGAAUUCGAAGACUACAUGGAUCUUGCUGAACGCAUAAGAAAGCGCUUCCCGCACCUUAACAGCAUCUGGCUAUCCACGGAGAUGCAGGAGGUCAUCGAUAGAUUGAGAUCAUACCCCCACUGGAAAUUCUACUACACAAACGUGACACGGCAGAUGGGGAACACUUCAAUGGCUACUUACACAGCCAGUCUAGGCAGGGAAACCAGCACGAAUUACCCUCUGGUGAAUUUCUUGGUGGCUGCCGAAUCAGACUUCUUCAUCGGAGCCUUGGGUUCCACUUGGUGCUUUCUUAUAGACGGAAUGAGGAACACGGGAGGAAAAGUCAUGGCCGGCUACUUAAGUGUCAAUAAGGAUCGGUAUUGGUAGCUAAAGAGUAAAUACGUAAAGCUGGCUGCUGGCGAUUCCACGAGUAUAUAUGUAAAUUGCUCACUUGAUCUGCAAGAUGCCAUAAAGCUGGCGGCUGGCGAUUCCACAAGUAUAUAUGUAAAUUGAUCACUUGAUCUGCAAGAUAUAUGCCAUUUACAGGAACAACGUGCAUUGUUGUAUAAAGAGUUGUUCAAUUUGUAAGACUAUCUAUUCCUGAAUUUCAUGUGUGUAAGCUUAGGUCUAUGAUUAUGCAUUUCACAUUUCUCA
Molecule: messenger RNA, 2383 nt
Organism: Rhododendron vialii
Lineage: Eukaryota; Viridiplantae; Streptophyta; Magnoliopsida; Ericales; Ericaceae
Exons: 10
Coding region: 437-2116 (559 amino acids)
Biological process (GO): protein N-linked glycosylation
Molecular function (GO): alpha-(1->6)-fucosyltransferase activity
Source: RefSeq, a predicted model, not a curated record